This is a messenger RNA of Ophidiomyces ophidiicola, 1683 nucleotides long. RefSeq lists its product as uncharacterized. NCBI's taxonomy places the organism in Eukaryota, Fungi, Ascomycota, Eurotiomycetes, Onygenales, Onygenaceae. The record is from RefSeq and is a predicted model, not a curated record. The transcript has 4 exons. Gene Ontology annotation, cellular component: mitochondrion. The coding region runs from base 1 to 1683 and encodes 560 amino acids.
AUGGACCAAACCCCCAGAGACCUCAUCGCUCCUUAUGCUCACCCUCCUGCUUGUCGCUCCGUAGAUUCGAAGCAAGAUUUAGACGCUCUUAAUCGAUUUACCUCUGGCCGAUGGCUAUGGGGCGAGCAACGGCAGCUUGCGGCCCGUUUCGUUGAAUUCGACUUAAAAAAGCUCUUGGAACUUGCUGCUGCUGCCACUGGAUCACAAUCGUGUGUCCAAGUCAUCAAAAUUUCCGAAGGACAAUACAACAAGGUGUUCCUGCUUACUAUGAAUGAUGGCCGUGAGGUCAUUGCAAAACUGCCAAACCCCAAUGCCGGACGGCCGCAUUUUACCACCGCCAGUGAAGUUGCGACUAUGGAUUUUUUGAGGAAUAUUCUUCAUCUCCCGGUUCCCAAAGUCUAUGCGUGGAGCUCCAGAGCGCCUGAUAAUCCUGUUGGAGCAGAGUACAUUAUCAUGGAAAAGCAGGCUGGCAUGAUGCUAAGUGAUGCGUGGGGAAAUAUGAAAGGGAAACAAAAAGCUCAGAUUGUUAAGCAGGCUGUGGAUAUUGAAAAGACACUUGCUUCAACAAAAUUCACAAAACUUGGAGCUCUAUACUACAAGCACGAUCUACCUUCAUCCGAUAGCGGCACGCCACUGUAUAUCGAUGGAACCGGAAAACAGGUACAUAAUACAGAGUUCGGGGUUGGGCCAACUAAUCAUCGUUCAUUCUUUGAUUUUGGGAAAGGGAAACUAGAUAUUGAUCGUGGACCAUGGUCCACACCUACGGAGUACCUGGCAGCCAUUGCCUAUAGAGAAGCUGCCUGCGUGGAUGCAGGCUUGAGAUACACAGUAAUGCCAGAAGGGCUUUUCUAUGGGCCAAGGCAAUACCAGCCAACUCCAUCUAAAAAACUUUCAGCACUACAAAAUUACCUAAAGGUCGCACCCUAUAUCUUGCCGGAAAACCAGGCGACUCAUGCAUCGGUUUUAUGGCACGGGGAUUUGCAUCUGCAAAACAUCUUUAUUGAUCCUGAAGACCCAACCCAAAUCCGAGGCAUAAUUGAUUGGCAAUCUAUAAGUGCCUGUCCGCUUUUCAUGCAAGUCACUCGCCCCGGGUUUCUCGAUUACAAUGGCCCGGACCCCGGCCAACUUGGGCUAGUUAGCCUUCCUCCUAACAUUGAUUCUAUGACUCUGGACGAACAACUGAAAGCGAAGGAGUUGCACCAAGCCCAGACUCUACAUAAUCUUUAUUUAGCCCUAUCCUGUCAGGUCAAUAAUCCAGCCUUCCAGGCCAUACAGGGCCAAGGUACUCUCCGUCACCAGGUUAGCGUUGUACCAGGCUUGACACUGACGGACUACGAACCGUGUCUCAACAGCUUGUUAAGGGAUGUCGAGGCAGAAUGGCCAAGGAUCGUUGGAAAGGACUCGGAUGAUUUGCCGUUGGUUCCGUUCCCGUUGCGGUUCUCAGCCGCCGAAGUAGAGCAGCAAGAAUAUGACGAGGGGCUAUGGGCUCAAGGCGUGGAGCUUAUGAUCGAGUUUGUUAACGAAACUGGAUGUUUCAAACAUUGGGAUGGUAGGGUCAGCAAUGAGGAUUACGAGAUUUCAAAGAGACAGCUAACUGAGGGCAUUGAGAGAUUUUUAAGCCGUGAGGCUAGGAAUGAGACGGAGCGGGAGGAAUGGCUCAAAGCCUUACCAUUUGUGGAUUGA